AUGUCUUCAUCGGACGGUUUUCUUACAUCGUUAGAAUCAAUACAGACAAAUUUAUUUCGAAUUGGUGGUCCAAUAUUAUUGGUACUUGGUAUUGUCAGUUGUGUCAUCAAUCUGAUGGUUUUCACUCAAAAAAAUCUACGUAAAAGUCCAUGUUCGAUCUAUUUGAUAGCAGUAAAUAUCGCUAAUUUCUUAUAUCUUACUAUAUCAGUAUUAUUGACUACAUUAGCACUUGGCUAUGGAAUAGAUCCUACUAAAUCUAAUCUCUUCACAUGUCGUUUCUGUUAUUACAUAUUAUAUUUAUUUGAUAUUCUCAGUCCAUUUUAUGUUAUCUUAGCUUCAAUCGACCGGGUUUUAGUCACAUCAUCAAAUGUUCGAGCACGGCAAAGAAGUACUCGUCAUUUAGCUUAUAUUUGUAUCGGUUGUGGAACAUUAUUUUGGAUAUUGUUUCAUUGUCAUACAUUAAUUCUAGUAGAUAUACAAGAAAUAGCACCUGGUUAUUUUAUGUGUUACGCUCGAGCAGGACUAUACACCCUUCUCAUAGGUUAUUAUUCAUUGUUCGUCACAGCAAUUAUAGUGCCUUUGUUAAUGAUUAUUUUUGCCAUAUGGACUGCAAAAAAACAUUCGAAAAGUGCGUCAACGACGCAUUGCUCCUGUGCCACCGAACACUAGAAAUACAGCGGCAAACUUUGUACAUCUCUUUCACUCUAAAGAUCGACAAUUUGUUUUAAUAGUAGCUGUGGAUAUUUUUAUUUAUAUAGCAUGUAAUGCAAUGCUGUUAGUUGUUAUUAUAUAUUACCAAAUCGUGCAGAAUAACGACUUCACACAUAUGAGCAUCUUUCUGAAUUUUGUAGGAUCUUUUCUGUCUGAUAUUUCAUUUUGUAUUGGUUGUUAUGCAUAUUUAUUUAUAUCGAAAACAUUUCGAAAAGAAGUGAAACGUUUAUUUUUUGGUCAAUAAGUUAGAUGUUUUCUUUUUUUUUGUUGUUGUUAAGUCUGUAUACUUCUUUGUUGUCUAAAAUAAAAACGAAGUUAUUCGUAAGAUUAUAACUGUCUUUACGUGCAAAUGCUCCAUGAUUUGAAGUAAUUAACAUUUAAAAGAUGAGAUAUCAUGAUGUAAUGAAUAUUAACCAGUAUUGAUUCUCAAGUUGUGCCUGGAUAUUGUUAUAGUGAAGGAAUAAGUACUGAAACUUGUUCGUUUAUUUAUCGUUCUUCCGCAUUGAUGAUAUUUAGUACUGAUAUUUCAAAUAAACUAUAUCCAUGCUUUAUCUUAUCAAUUCGAUAUCUUUGAAACAUGAGAAUAUCAAUAUAUUCAGUUAAAACUUAUCUCGGGGUUUCAAUUUCUCAUGUCACAUUUAUUGCCUCCUCACGAACAUAUUCUAAUUUAUUUAGAAUCUUUGAAUAUAACGUCUUUCGUAUUCUGAUUGAUAAAUCGAAUUAUCAAUGAGUAUCGAACAUUGUCUUCGUUUUCCUCUGCAACGCGUACGACUGCAGUUAAUUUUAGCUGUUUUAUAACUAAUUUCAUUAUUACCCACACCUUUUUUCAACUAAAAUCAGGUAAAUAUUAUGUAUACAUCUACUAUAUAUUUCGUUUCAACGUUUGUUAUUCAUAUCAUAUUAUUAUAUAUCAAUAAUUUUUUUUUCUUUUUUUCACCAUUGUAUGCAAACAACGCGCUUUUGUUCAUGAUAUGAAUAUCAAUCUUUUAUGUACCUACACUUCGCUCUCUAAUUUUUCAACACUGUCAUCAUCAUGCCUGUUUUGUCGAUAAUAAAAAAAAAACUUAUCUCGAAUAUAUACUUAUCAGUCUGUUAAUAACCCAUAUUAAAUUUAAGAAGAAUAAAAAAAAGGCAAUUAUUAAUAUAUUAAAAUAAUAUUAAAAUAUCUUCAUUAAUUCCUUCAACUUGUGAGAAUUUUUAUUUAAUAGUUUAGAAUUAUUUGAAAAGAUCAUCUUUUAAAUUAAGACAAUUUGAAACUAUAGUUUUUUUUUAUUCAUUAUUAUGAAAAGCUGAGGGUAUUGAUUUGGAUUCCUUUCUUUUUUAUCUACACCAACGCCGUCAAAGAAGAAAAAAACUUGUCAGCGCAGCUGCCUGGGGGCUAAAAUAUACAAUCAUACAUAUUCAUCGUGAUUAUUAACAAAAACAAUCAUCGUUCUUUUAUCAGGAUGUACGCGUAGACAGGUGUGAUUUUGAUGAUUUGGAUUGAUUCAUCAUCCAUGUAGUACCUAUACCCACACUGCAAAACUUCAGUUUAUAGUUCACACACACAUUUUUAUAUGUAAAUUUCACGGAAAAGAUAUCUAUUGUUUUAUAAUCAAUUAGAAAUAUUAUAUUUACAAGAUAUACUUAUCUAAUUGCAUUUGUUUCUAAUAUUUUUGUAUAUAUUUUGAGAUACAUAACUGAAAGAAAAAAAUAUCUUGUGGAUUGAGACAAAAAGUAUUCAUCUCUUAUCGAAUACAAAUAACUAUUUUGAAACCGUCAAAAUAAAAUCUAUCAUAAGGAAAGCAUGUUACUGCGCUUCUUUGUAACAAAAACCAUUAUUGAUUCUAAAAAAAAUUAUUAACUUUUUAUUUAAAACAUAAUUUUGUUGUUUGCCGUUCUUUCUUCAUUGUUUUAAUUAAUUAUAAGUCUCAAAUUGAGCCAUCUGUUAUAAUUAUUUAAUUGAAACUAAACUAUGAAGUAUAAAUAAAAAAGGCAAAUGAUAAACUAAUAAAACUUCUAACUCUCUUACAGUGUGACGAUAAUGAAAUUAUUCUCAUCAGAAAUAUAUAAAUGUAAAACGCCUUGUAUGUUCUUUUUCCUUUUUAUCUUCCA
Molecule: messenger RNA, 2805 nt
Organism: Adineta steineri
Lineage: Eukaryota; Metazoa; Rotifera; Eurotatoria; Adinetida; Adinetidae
Source: the annotation of a GenBank genome assembly